Marmota monax (woodchuck) is the source of this 3652-nucleotide messenger RNA. It is a transcript of the gene Efl1, whose product is annotated as elongation factor like GTPase 1. Gene Ontology annotation, cellular component: ribonucleoprotein complex; cytosol. Gene Ontology annotation, biological process: cytosolic ribosome assembly. The coding region runs from base 122 to 3508 and encodes 1128 amino acids. Lineage: Eukaryota; Metazoa; Chordata; Mammalia; Rodentia; Sciuridae. The transcript has 20 exons. The record is from RefSeq and is a predicted model, not a curated record. Gene Ontology annotation, molecular function: GTP binding; ribosome binding; GTPase activity.
CGGCGGGUCAGAGGUCGCGCGUCAGCCAGCCCCGCCCCCAGAACGCAGGCGUUCAGGCCUGCGGAGCCCUAGCUGAAGCGUGCGGUGUUGGGCAGAGAGCUGGAGCUGGAAGUGAGCAACCAUGGUGCUCAAUAGUUUGGAUAAAAUGAUUCAACUCCAGAAAAACACUGCUAACAUCAGGAAUAUAUGUGUUUUGGCUCAUGUUGACCAUGGAAAAACUACUCUUGCUGAUUGUUUUAUAUCUAGUAAUGGGAUCAUCUCCAGCCGUCUGGCAGGCAAGCUAAGGUACAUGGACAGCAGAGAAGAUGAACAGAUCCGAGGGAUCACUAUGAAAUCCAGUGCUAUUUCCCUACAUUAUGCAAAAGAUAGUGAGGAAUACCUGAUUAAUCUCAUAGACUCUCCAGGACACGUGGAUUUCUCCUCAGAAGUAUCAACGGCUGUUCGUAUUUGUGAUGGAUGCAUCAUAGUGGUAGAUGCUGUGGAAGGGGUCUGUCCACAGACACAGGCAGUUUUGCGGCAAGCCUGGCUCGAAAACAUCCGUCCAGUAUUGGUGAUUAAUAAGAUAGAUCGGCUGAUAGUGGAGCUAAAAUUUACCCCACAGGAGGCCUAUUCUCACCUCAAGAAUAUUUUAGAACAGAUUAAUGCACUCACAGGAACUCUUUUUACUUCUAAAGUCCUAGAAGAAAGAGCAGAGAGAGACACUGAAUCCCAAGUGAAUCCAAAUUCUGAACAAGGAGAGCAAGUGUAUGACUGGAGUACUGGCUUGGAAGACACGGAUGAUUCUCACCUUUACUUCUCUCCAGAACAGGGAAAUGUGGUGUUUACCAGUGCAAUAGAUGGGUGGGGCUUUGGAAUUGAGCAUUUUGCCAAAAUCUAUAGCAAAAAAAUUGGCAUCAAAAAGGAAGUUCUUUUGAAAACCUUGUGGGGAGAUUAUUAUAUAAAUAUGAAGGCUAAGAAAAUAAUGAAGGUUGAUCAGGCAAAAGGAAAGAAACCUUUAUUUGUACAGUUGAUCCUGGAAAAUAUAUGGAGUUUGUAUGAUGCUGUCUUGAAAAAGGACAAAGAAAAAAUUGAUAAAAUAGUGACUUCUUUAGGAUUAAAAAUUGGAGUCCGGGAGGCACGCCAUUCAGAUCCUAAAGUUCAGAUCAAUGCCAUUUGCAGUCAGUGGCUACCUAUCUCCCAUGCUGUUCUUUCUAUGGUGUGUCAGAAACUUCCUAGCCCCCUUGAUAUUACCGCUGAGAGAGUUGAGAAACUCCUGUGCACUGGAUCGCAAACGUUCGACUCUCUUCCACUGGAAACUCAAGCACUGAAAGCAGCUUUUAUGAAAUGUGGAAGUGAGGACACUGCUCCAGUUAUUAUCUUUGUUUCCAAAAUGUUUGCAGUUGAUGCCAAGGCCUUGCCUCAGAAUAAGCCAAGGCCUCUCACUCAAGAAGAAAUUGCUCAAAGACGUGAACGUGCAAGACAGAGGCAUGCAGAGAAGCUCGCUGCAGCACAAGGGCAGGCACCUUUGGAGCCCACCCAAGAUGCGAGUGCACUGGAAACAAGCCCACAAAGAGAAGAGCCAAGAGGUGAUGAGCAACAGGUGGAGAGUAUGGCCACUAAUCCUGUGCCCCAGGAAGGAAGCAACCAAGAGUCUUUUAUUGCAUUUGCUCGUGUAUUCAGCGGUGUAGCUCGAAGAGGAGAGAAAAUUUUUGUCUUGGGGCCCAAGUACAGUCCUAUUGAGUUUUUGCAAAGGGUACCAUUAGGCUUCUCAGCCCCACCAGAUGACCUCCCCCCAGUCCCUCACAUGGCGUGCUGUACACUGGAAAACCUGUAUCUUCUGAUGGGCAGGGAACUGGAAGAUCUAGAGGAGGUACCUCCAGGAAAUGUGCUAGGAAUAGGAGGCUUGCAAGACUUCGUGCUAAAAUCCGCAACACUGUGUAGCCUGCCAUCCUGCCCACCAUUUAUACCACUUAACUUUGAAGCCACACCUAUUGUGAGAGUUGCUGUUGAGCCAAAGCACCCAAGUGAAAUGCCUCAGCUUGUGAAAGGAAUGAAGCUGCUAAACCAGGCUGAUCCCUGUGUCCAGAUUUUAAUUCAGGAAACUGGAGAACACGUUUUAGUCACAGCGGGGGAGGUCCACCUUCAAAGAUGCUUGGAUGACUUAAAAGAAAGGUUUGCAAAGAUUCAUAUCAGUGUAUCAGAACCCAUUAUUCCAUUCAGAGAAACAAUCACAAAACCCCCUAAAGUUGACAUGGUCAAUGAAGAAAUAGGCAAACAACAAAAAGUUGCAGUCAUACACCAAACAAAAGAAGAUCAAAGCAAAAUCCCUGAAGGAAUCCAAGUUGACUCUGAUGGGUUAAUCACUAUGACAACUCCCAAUAAACUUGCCACCCUCAGUGUUCGAGCUGUGCCCCUUCCAGAAGAAGUCACUCAGAUUCUGGAAGAAAAUAGUGAUUUGAUUCGUUCCAUGGAGCUGUUGACAUCCUCUUUGAAUGAGGGCAAAAAUACUCAGAUGAUUCAUCAGAAGACCCAAGAGAAAAUUUGGGAAUUCAAAGGAAAACUAGAGCAACAUUUAACAGGGAGAAAAUGGAGGAAUACUGUUGAUCAAAUCUGGUCAUUUGGCCCAAGAAAAUGUGGGCCUAACAUACUAGUUAAUAAAAGUGAAGAUUUUCAGAACUCUGUAUGGAUAGGCCCAACUGGCAGAUCUUCAAAAGAAGCCAGUAGAUACCGAGAUUUGGGCAAUAGCAUUGUGAGUGGUUUUCAGUUAGCAACCCUCUCUGGCCCCAUGUGUGAGGAGCCCCUCAUGGGUGUCUGUUUUGUUCUGGAAAAAUGGGACCUAAGUAAAUUUGAGGAACAAGGAGCAAGUGAUAAGCAAAAUCAAGAACAAAUUGAUCUGCUAGGAGAGAGACAGGAAGAAGAUAAGAUUCAUCCUAUUGGAGAGGAAAACCAAGAGGUACAAGGUGUCUGCUUAGAGCCUUUUGAGAAGAGGACUUCCCCGAAAGGAGACUCUUCAAUCACUGACUGCUAUGGACCUUUCUCAGGACAGCUAAUUGCCACCAUGAAAGAAGCAUGUCGAUACUCACUGCAAGUGAAACCUCAGCGCUUGAUGGCAGCUAUGUACACAUGCGACAUCAUGGCCACCAGUGAUGUUCUUGGUCGAGUCUAUGCUGUCUUGUCAAAGAGAGAAGGUCGAGUGCUUCAAGAAGAAAUGAAAGAAGGGACAGACAUGUUCAUCAUCAAGGCUGUCCUGCCUGUGGCUGAAAGCUUUGGUUUUGCUGAUGAAAUCAGGAAGAGGACGAGUGGCCUGGCCAGCCCGCAGCUGGUGUUCAGCCACUGGGAGGUCAUUCCCAGCGACCCCUUCUGGGUGCCAACUACUGAGGAAGAGUACUUACACUUUGGGGAGAAGGCUGAUUCUGAGAACCAGGCCCGGAAGUACAUGAAUGCAGUACGGAAGCGGAAGGGGCUUUAUGUGGAAGAAAAGAUCGUGGAACAUGCAGAAAAGCAGAGAACACUUAGCAAAAAUAAGUAGCUGCUACUGUUGGUGAAAUCUUUUCUUUAUAAUGAAUUAAAAAAUAUCAUCAAGGGUUUAGUCUUGGGAACAUUUCUUCUUUCUGCAUUAUCUCUGUGCAUUCACUUUCAAUAAAGUUGAUCCAUAUAAAUGUUUUAAAGAGAA